AUGGGGAGGGGGAGAGGGAGAGGGAGAGGCCUCCUGCCUCCGCCGGCGCCUCCACCUCAGGCUCAGAUUGGGGCUGACAUCCAAAGGAGGAUUGAUAGGCAAAAUCAAAACCGGAACCAAAGGGCUAUUGACAGGGUGGCGAAGCGUGUGCAGCCUCAGCCUGAGCAGCACAAUGAGGAGCAGCACAAUGUGGAGGCUGAGCCUCCGCCUGAGCAGCACAAUGAGGAGGGUGGGCCUCAGCCCGAGGAUGAGCAGCACAAUGAGGAGGAGGAGCCUCAGAAUUUGUUGCUGGAUAAUGUGGAUAAUGAGAAUUUGGGGCCUCAUGAUCUGUCGCCUGAGAAUUUGGGGCCUCAGAAUUUGUUGACUGCGGGGGAUGGGGAGAGGGAGGAGCAGGCUGUGGAUAAUGUGGAUAAUGAGAAUUUGGGGCCUCAUGAUCUGUCGCCUGAGAAUUUGGGGCCUCAGAAUUUGUUGACUGUGGGGGAUGAGGAUGAGGAUGAUAUGCCGGCUGAUAAUCUGAAUUCGGAGGAUGAUAAUCUGAAUUUAGAGGAUGAUCCGCCUCUUCACAAUGAUAAUCUGAAUUUGGUGGCUGAUCCGCCUAUUCAGCCUGUGGUUAAUCUGAAUUUUGUGGCUGAUCCGCCUAUUCAGCCUGAGCCUGUGGUUAGGGAGCCUCCGCGUGGGGAUAUGCGGGACCAAGGGGCUAAUAGUAAGAGGGCGGUGAAGACGGAUAAGAGAGAGCAGGCUCAGGAUGGGUUCAAUCACUUUAGGCCCAAGGAUGAGAAUGAAGUUAAAGCGUAUUUAUUCAAGCUCGCAUUUAAAAGUCUACGCCUCUGUAAGGCUAUGGAAAUAAUUUUGAAAGAAAUGCCUACUGAAAAUUCUUCCAUAGGCUGGGAGGAUUUUAUCCAUAUGGUUCACAAAUCGCUUGAGGAAAUUUUUGACACCUAUCAGUUGACUAAUCAAGGUGAAAAGGUGGAUUUCAAUGAAUUUUACAAAGAGGAGGUUGCAAAUGACACAAUACAUGAUGAUCUCCAUGAUUUUUUGGGAGCAAAUUUUGGAGGGUUGUUUGAAGUUGUAAUUGAAGAGAAUGGGAGGGUCUACGCAGUGAGCCAGGAUAAAGAGCCUGGUGGUAAGUACCUAGAGUACCCGUGGCUGGUGUGGAAACUUAACCAAUGUCGCAAGGAUGAGGACUAGGUCUCUCCGUUGUUACGAGAGUGACGAGGAGGAUGGAAAACUACGAGAGUGACGGGGAGAAGGGGGACACAAUUAGUGAGUCGAGCUCGGAUUUGUUCGAGCUCGACUUUGGGAUUAAGGAUAGGUUUUGUGAAGAGCUACCGGUGUAUGAAACCACUUAUUUUGAUAAGAAUCGCCGUUUAUUUCGUUAAUGACAGAGUAAUUUGUGUCUAAUCAAUUCUAAUUUUACCAUUGAUAUAUAAAUGUGUAGAUACUAAUAUAAAAAUUGUGAAAUGUAGGUUUUUCUAUUUGGAAUUGAUCACCAAUAUUCUGUUACUUUUUGUAGUUUUUCCAGUUUGUGGAAAUUGAUGAUUGAACUAAGUGUGGAUUUAUUACAAGAAAUUAAGAUUUAUUACAAGCUCGAGUCCGGCAGCCGAAGGCACUGCAUGUCAUAGGUAGGGAACCGUGGACUAUCGAAAAGAAUACAAUAUCAAAUUUAUAAAUUUGACUUUGAAACUUAGCAAUUACAAGACCACUUUAUUUUUUUUAGAAUUGCGGUGUGAUUUUAUCAUUAAAAAGGAUGAUUAGUUCUAAAUUUAUGAAAUGUGAGUAAAUUUUGAUUUUUUAUAAUAAUAAAAUUAGUGAAUAAAUUAAUGCACAAAUUUUGAUUAAGAUGAUUUUAUAACAUUGCAAAUUAGGAUUUCAGCCAAAUCAAAAAAAGUGGCGUAUCAUCAGAAACUAGCAUUUGCAC
Molecule: messenger RNA, 1918 nt
Organism: Salvia miltiorrhiza (redroot sage)
Lineage: Eukaryota; Viridiplantae; Streptophyta; Magnoliopsida; Lamiales; Lamiaceae
Exons: 4
Coding region: 1-1188 (395 amino acids)
Source: RefSeq, a predicted model, not a curated record